Camelina sativa (false flax) is the source of this 2836-nucleotide messenger RNA. NCBI's taxonomy places the organism in Eukaryota, Viridiplantae, Streptophyta, Magnoliopsida, Brassicales, Brassicaceae. The record is from RefSeq and is a predicted model, not a curated record.
GUUCACGUCUUCACGUGGAUGGUUUUAUACAGACAAACUUGCAGAGGAAUCGCCAAACCCUGCGCCGCCGUUGUUUCGCCGUCAAAGCAAGCUAAACACCACUCUCUUGAAACGUCUGAGCUCCGCCAACAAUUUAAGGUAGCUGUGUGUUGUGUGUAAAUCGAAGAGAUGGAUGAGUCUGACGGUAGAAAAGUUAGGAACAUAUGUAUAUUAGCACAUGUAGACCACGGUAAGACGACCCUAGCUGACCACCUGAUUGCUUCAUCUGGUGGCGGUGUACUUCAUCCGAGACUAGCCGGUAAGCUUAGGUUCAUGGACUAUCUUGAUGAAGAACAAAGGCGUGCAAUUACGAUGAAGAGCUCUUCGAUUUCUCUACGAUAUAAAGACUAUUCGUUGAACCUGAUUGAUUCCCCUGGGCAUAUGGAUUUUUGUAGUGAAGUCUCAACAGCUGCUAGGUUGAGUGACGGGGCUUUGGUUUUGGUUGAUGCUGUUGAAGGUGUUCAUAUUCAGACUCAUGCUGUGUUGCGUCAAGCUUGGAUUGAGAAACUGACACCUUGCUUGGUGCUUAAUAAGAUUGAUAGGUUGAUUUGUGAGUUGAGGUUGAGUCCCAUGGAAGCGUAUACACGUUUGAUUAGGAUUGUUCAUGAGGUUAAUGGGAUUGUGAGUGCUUAUAAGUCAGAGAAGUAUUUGUCUGAUGUUGACUCUAUACUUGCUAGUCCUUCUGGUGAGCUUUCUGCUGAGAGUCUUGAGUUGUUGGAGGAUGAUGAAGAAGUUACUUUUCAGCCUCAGAAGGGGAAUGUGGUGUUUGUGUGUGCUUUGGAUGGGUGGGGUUUUGGGAUCGCUGAGUUUGCCAGUUUCUAUGCCUCUAAGCUUGGAGCUAGUGCGACUGCGUUGCAGAAAUCAUUGUGGGGUCCUCGUUAUUAUGUUCCUAAAACUAAGAUGAUUGUAGGGAAGAAGUCUUUGAGUGCAGGAAGCAAGGCAAAACCAAUGUUUGUGCAGUUUGUGCUUGAGCCUUUGUGGCAAGUUUACGAGGCUGCACUAGAUCCCGGUGGGGAUAGAGCUGUUCUUGAGAAAGUUAUUAAAUCUUUCAAUUUGUCUAUUCCACCACGCGAACUUCAGAACAAGGAUCCUAAAAACGUUCUUCAGUCAGUGAUGAGCCGUUGGCUUCCUUUGUCUGAUGCAGUCUUGUCUAUGGCUGUGAAACAUCUGCCAGACCCCAUCGCAGCACAGGGAUACAGAAUCCCGCGCUUGGUUCCAGAAAGGAACAUUAUCCGUGGUGACGAUGUUGAUUCAAGUGUCCUUGCAGAAGCAGAGCUUGUUAGAAAAUCAAUUGAGGCUUGUGAUUCUAGCCAUGACAGCCCGUGUGUUGUGUUUGUGUCGAAAAUGUUUUUAGAGAGAUGUGUCAAAGAUUUGAAAGAGAGAUUUGCCAAAGUGAACCUUGAAGUCUCCCCGCCUCUCGUUUCAUACAGGGAGACCAUUGAAGGUGAUGGAUCUAAUCUUUUGGAAAGUUUGAGAUCUCUAAGCUUGAAUACUUCUGAUUACAUUGAGAAGAGAACUCCAAAUGGCAGAUGCAUUAUCAGAGUACACGUCAUGAAACUACCACACGCUCUAACUAAGCUGCUGGAUGAGAACACUGAAUUGCUUGGUGACAUAAUUGGAGGUAAAGGCAGUCAUAGCGUUAAGAUACUACAAUCUCAAAAUCCAAGUCUCCGAGAGAAUGUGGAUCCCAUCGAAGAAUUGAAGAAACAGUUAACUGAAGCUGGCGUUUCAUCAAGUUCUGAAACCGAAAAGGAUCGCGAAAAGUGUAAAACCGAAUGGUCAAAACUCCUCAAGAGGAUUUGGGCGCUUGGUCCACGAGAAAAAGGUCCAAACAUAUUGUUUGCUCCAGAUGGUAAAAGAAUCGCCGAGGAUGGAUCAAUGCUUGUUAGAGGCUCUCCUCAUGUCUCUCAAAGACUUGGCUUCACAGAAGAUUCUACUGAGGUACCUUCAGAGGCAUCUGAAACAGCACUGUACAGCGAAGCUCUGACUCUCGAGAGCAGCAUUGUCUCAGGUUUUCAGCUAGCAACAGCAUCAGGACCUCUAUGCGAUGAACCAAUGUGGGGAUUAGCUUUCACCGUUGAGUCUCAUCUCGCACCCGCAGAAGAUUUUGAAACAGAUAAACCCGAACACUUUGGCAUUUUCACAGGACAAGUCAUGACAGCUGUCAAAGACGCCUGUAGAGCCGCCGUGCUUCAGAAAAAUCCAAGGAUUGUCGAAGCAAUGUACUUUUGCGAACUGAACACUGCACCUGAGUAUCUUGGUCCAAUGUACGCUGUUCUAAGCAGAAGACGAGCGAAAGUGCUCAAGGAAGAAAUGCAAGAAGGGUCGUCUCUGUUCACAGUCCAUGCGUACGUGCCCGUUUCGGAAAGCUUUGGUUUUGCGGACGAGCUGAGGAAAGGAACGUCUGGUGGUGCGAGUGCUCUGAUGGUUCUUAGCCAUUGGGAAAUGCUCGAGGAAGACCCAUUCUUUGUUCCCAAAACCGAAGAAGAGAUCGAGGAGUUUGGUGACGGAGCAAGCGUGCUCCCGAACACUGCGAGGAAGCUCAUCAACGCCGUACGACGCAGGAAAGGAUUACACGUUGAGGAGAAAGUGGUUCAACACGCCACUAAACAAAGAACCUUGGCUCGUAAAGUUUGAGUUUAUUAUAUUUGUUGUUUCUUCCUUUUUGAUUGGGCUUCGAGUUGGGCUUGUGCUCACAUUGGUACAUGUUAGAGAAACUAUAAAGUGAAGAAAGAACAUAGUUGUUUUGAAAAAUUGAUAUGAACUACAAUUAAAGUACACCUACAACUACUUCAUU